Molecule: messenger RNA, 1215 nt
Organism: Debaryomyces fabryi
Lineage: Eukaryota; Fungi; Ascomycota; Pichiomycetes; Serinales; Debaryomycetaceae
Exons: 1
Coding region: 1-1215 (404 amino acids)
Source: RefSeq, a predicted model, not a curated record
AUGGAGUCCAUUAGCACAGAAAAGGUUGAAAUAAAGAACCUUAUAAAAUCACCUACUAAGAAUUUACCACCAAUACUGAGUAAGCCAAAGAAACAAGAAAGAACGUUGAAGAACGGGGAGAUACCACAGUAUGCCAUUGAUUAUGCGCCAUUGGUUCAUUUAUAUUCGGAAGAAAGAUACUUACCUUAUGAUAUCAAGGACUACGUGACCAAUUUUUAUGUGACUUAUGGAAACGGAAGUGUUGUUGAAGGAACUGAAGAUGAAAUGGACAUUAAUAAGUUAUCAAAGCUACCAAAUGUACCAGAUAUAUUUCUACUGUCAAGAACAGACUUCGAUAAGGACCCUGAAUGGAUUACUGGAGUAAAAAAUAAACCUUCUUUGAUUGACGGAGAGAUUAAAGAUGCUCCAGCAACAUUGAUCGUAGUAGACAAAGGUAAUGGGUGGGUAGAUGCUUUUUGGUUUUAUUUCUAUUCUUUCAAUUUGGGACCGUUUGUGAUGGGAUCAGGUCCCUAUGGUAAUCACGUAGGUGAUUGGGAGCAUUCCUUAGUAAGGUUUUACAAUGGGGUACCUGUGAUAGUUUGGAUGUCAGCCCAUGGAGGAGGAGGUGCCUAUUAUUACCAUAACUUGGAAAAGUGGGAGAUUGACAACACCCAUCCUAUAAUAUUUUCAGCCAGAGGAACGCAUGCAAAUUACGUUUCGGUGGGACAGCACCCACAUGAUUUGCCCUAUGGUAUUUUAUCCGAUUUCACAGACAGGGGUCCUUUGUGGAAUCCUACUAAGAAUUAUUUGGCUUAUUCGUAUGAUGGUACGUUUGUAUAUCCUGCGAAUAACACUAAUUCGAGACACAGAGGUAGAGAGUUGGAAUACGGAAAUUGGUUGUCUUUCACAGGACACUGGGGUGAUCAAAUGCUACCACCCGAUGAUCCUCGUCAAAAGCAUCUGUUCAUAGGGGGAUACAAGUAUAUCAGUGGUCCUACUGGACCAUUAAUGAAGAACUUGAUCAGAUUGAAAACGUGUGAAAGACACAAAUGGUGGAAUUUCUGGAAUGGUUGUAAUGUUAGAGAGAAUAUUAAAUGGGGUAUUGGCGUGGAGAGUGAAGGGUAUAAUUGUGGAAAUGUUUUCAUUAAAAUAAAGCCUGUUUGGUUUAGACGAAUACUUCAAAAAAUUACCUGGGGUGGUGGGUUUUGUUAUAUCGUUGAUUUGCUUUAUGGUUAA